AUGAGCCUUGAUGACCUCAGUAUUACCAACACUGAGUUUCCCCUUCCCCUAGGCAUUUCCCAGGCUGUCACCGAGUCCUUCCUUGAUGAAUGCUUGGCUAGAUAUGGCCUCGCUGUUCUGCGUCCUGUCAGGGCAAUCGACAUUGUGCAGGACGACUCCGGCGUCACCGCAACCUUAGAGGUCUCUGAUGGCAACACUAAAACGAUGUGCUCCCUAUACGUCGUUGGUUGCGAUGACGCCCACAGCGUCGUUAGACAUGCUGCAGGAUUAGAGUUCGAAGGUGCCGCUUACCCGCGGGAUUUCGUGCUGUGUGACGCUCAUCUGCGCGACGCUCGCCUUGAUCUGGAUCGCCUAACCAUGUGCCUAGGCAGUAGCAGUCUGCUGGCGAUUCUACCUCUCAGGGCCAGCUUUUCCGCCUGGUCGCAUUAA
Messenger RNA from Thermochaetoides thermophila DSM 1495, 429 nucleotides. RefSeq names its product monooxygenase-like protein. NCBI's taxonomy places the organism in Eukaryota, Fungi, Ascomycota, Sordariomycetes, Sordariales, Chaetomiaceae. The record is from RefSeq and is a predicted model, not a curated record. Gene Ontology annotation, molecular function: FAD binding. The coding region runs from base 1 to 429 and encodes 142 amino acids. The transcript has a single exon.